CUGUGGGCAGUGUGGGACUCGCUUCCUCGCGCCAUUCUGAACGCACCCAGCGCACUGUUACCACCACUCCCAAAAAAAACAAAUUAGUAAUUUGGUGUUCGAAAUUUAAAUUAGUGAUUCGUCUCACGCGGCUCCUAGCUAGACCUCGCCUCUUCGCGCCACUGACACAUUUCGCGGUUGGCGCGCGGUUUGAAUAUAGAGCGUUCGGUUUUUCUUUGCUCCUGUUUGUUUUUUUAAUUUGGUGUAUUUCUUUGGUGCCUGCAUUGAGUAAUUUUGGGGACCUUAAAAUUGAGGCUGUGAUUAUCUGCAUUUGGACUACUUAAAGCUGUUUUGAAAAGAUGGAGCUGCGGCGCUACUCCACCCCCCGCACCUCGUUCCUCACCUGCUGGAUCUUCCUGCUACAAAUGCUGGGCGGCGGGCGGCACGGCGCGGAGGGGCACGGGCGGCUCAUGGACCCGCCGGCGCGCAACUCCAUGUGGCGCUUCGGCUUCCCCAACCCCGUCAACUACAACGACAACGAGCUGUUCUGCGGCGGGUACGCCGUCCAGUGGGAGCAGAACAAGGGCCGAUGCGGCGUGUGCGGCGACGCGGACCACAUCUCGGAGCCGCGACCGCACGAGGCGGGCGGCAUGUACGGGAAGGGCAUCCUGACCAGGCACUACGCUGUGGGACAGGAGAUCGAGGUGGAGGUGGAGCUGACGGCCAACCACCUCGGCACCUUCGUGAUCAAGCUGUGCCCCAACAACAACCCGCGCCAGGAGGCCUCGCAGGAGUGCUUCGAUAGGUACCCGCUAUACAUCACUGGUACUCGCGAGGACCGGUUCCUCAUCCCGCUGGACACGGCCAAGAAGGAGAUCUUCCGCUACCGGGUGCGCCUGCCGCCCUACGUCACCUGCACGCAGUGCGUCAUGCAGUGGACUUACUAUACCGGCAACAUGUGGGGAGUAUGCGAGAACGGCACAGAAGCCGUGGGCUGCGGGCGCUCCGAGACGUUCCGCAACUGCGCCGACGUGGCCAUCGUCACCAGCACGGGGGGGCUCCCACCAGCCUUCGCCGGCGACCUGAGGAGGGACAAUCCCUUCCUGCUGUACUACAGGGACCUCAGGAUGCCCACCAAUGUGUUCCCGCUUGUCGUCAGGGAUGUCUCAAAAGACCUGCAGAAAGAACCGUUACGUAUAAUUAGCAAUGAUAUAUCAGAUGUUGACUAUGAGGAGGCGAAUACACAUGAAGUUAUUAGGGACCAAGUCUGCGUGCCGUCGUUCAGCUUCCGCAGCCUGCCGGGCAUGCUGAGCUGGUGCCAGACCAACUGCCUGCGCUACCCUCCCAACUGCCCCGAGGCGCUGUGCUCUUGCCCGCAAGUUUGCGAAGCGAUAGGUGAGAUAGAGGGGAGAGAGGGGGCGGAUGUGUACUGCAUGGAUCAGUGCAUAGUGUACCCGCCGCGCUGCCCCACCGACAGAUGUCGCUGCUACUAAUACCGAAUCUACUAUGAAGUUGCCAUUGGACAGAAAAAAACCGCCGAAACAUUCACAUAGAUGGCGAUAGUAGUACAUGUUUUUAACAUCAUUUAAAUUUGAUACAUCUGCAUUUUAGAAAGUUGUUGAGUGAGUCGUAGCAUUAUUUUCUUAGUUAAGUAGGAAUAAUUACUUUACGUGCCAUACUAUAUGUGCGAGAAAUAUCUGAUACUUUAAUACGUUGAAAGUCUUUGCAUUGCAAUUGCUAUAAAUUUACAGUACUUACCUAUGUAUUAUAUCCACCUCAUCCACUGAUUUGUAUAUAACAACUAAGAAUUUUAUAUACAGAAAUAAAUAAAUGUUUAAAUAUA
Molecule: messenger RNA, 1822 nt
Organism: Plutella xylostella (diamondback moth)
Lineage: Eukaryota; Metazoa; Arthropoda; Insecta; Lepidoptera; Plutellidae
Source: RefSeq, a predicted model, not a curated record